AUGCUGACGGGGAUGGGCGAGCUGGCGAGGCUGCACGUUGAGGCGGGGGAUUAUGCAGCUGCGGAGCCGCUAGUGAGGGAGAUGCAGGGGGCGGCGGAGGCGGAUUCGGAGCCCGCGCAGCUGGCGAGUUACCUCUUGGGGCGGGUGUGCGAGGAGACGGACCGCGGGGGUGAGGCGGUGGAUCACUACCGGGCGGCGGCCGAGUCGACGCGGCGGGUGUUGGGGGAUGCGGAUGAGACGACGCUGGUGUACGUGGGGGAUCUGGUGCGGGCGUUGGUCGCGGAGGGGGUCAUGACGGAGGCGUUCGAGCUGGCAGCGGACCUGCUUAAGCGGCGGAGGGAGACCCGCGGCGAGUACCACGGGGAGACGGUCGAGACCAAGAAAGACCUCAUCUUCAUCUACCCUGCGCUGGGGUUCUGGCCCGAGGCGGAGCGCGUGCAGCGGGACGUGCUGCGGUUUACGGAGACAAAACAUGCUGAUCAGGUGGAGGAUGUGUGCAUCCUGCUCGAGGCGCUGGUUGAGUCGUGCGGCAAGCAGGGCUGGACGACCGAGGCCGAGGGGUUCGGUCGGCGGGCCAUGGACUUGCGGCUUGCGAGGGAGGGCAUCGAGGACGAGGCCACGCUGCGUAGCAUCGUAAACCUGGCGCGCGUUCUCGUCGACCAUGGCAAGACAGACGAGGCAGAGGGGAUGCUCGACCUCGUGCAGGACACAUGCCAGCACGUCUUCGACGACGGCGACGAUGCACGCGAUAUCGCCCUUCCAGCGCGGGCCUAUCUCCUUUUCAAGCAGGGCCGGCUGGACGAAGCCGUUACCCUCCAGCAGAACGUAGUUGUAAACAACCGGGACAACCUCGAGGCCAUCCUCUUCCUCGUACAACUGCACGAAAAACUUCGCGACUAUGAAUCGGCGCGCAGGGUUCUGCGCAAAGCCACCUCAGUUACCUUUUCCGAGUCGAGCGCAGCCAGUGGGGAGCUCGAAAAGAGUGGACUGGUCAGAACAUUUAUCCAAAGUGUCCGGCUCAAGACCGCCACGGAGGAUGUUGGCGAUGCCGUCGGCAUGGGGAGGAUGGCCUUGGCGCGGACCGAGGCGUGGUGUCGGCUGAACUAUGCGCACGGGGAGCUCCAUCUGGAGUGUCUGCAGGCGAUGGAGGCGUUGUAUGAAACGCUGGGUGAGGAAGAAGAGGUGCUUCAGAUGAGGUUGAAGGUGAGUUGGCUCUUGUUGUCAAAUCCGACGGCUUCUGCCAUGCGUGUGAGUGGUAACUAA
Messenger RNA from Penicillium canariense, 1263 nucleotides. Its product is annotated as tetratricopeptide repeat protein. Lineage: Eukaryota; Fungi; Ascomycota; Eurotiomycetes; Eurotiales; Aspergillaceae. Bases 1 to 1263 code for a protein of 420 amino acids. The transcript has a single exon. Gene Ontology annotation, molecular function: protein binding. The record is from RefSeq and is a predicted model, not a curated record.